Zingiber officinale is the source of this 1341-nucleotide messenger RNA. RefSeq names its product WAT1-related protein At5g64700-like. The coding region runs from base 120 to 1115 and encodes 331 amino acids. Gene Ontology annotation, cellular component: plasma membrane. Lineage: Eukaryota; Viridiplantae; Streptophyta; Magnoliopsida; Zingiberales; Zingiberaceae. The record is from RefSeq and is a predicted model, not a curated record. The transcript has 7 exons. Gene Ontology annotation, molecular function: transmembrane transporter activity.
AUUUGUCACAUAGCUUUGUCACCUCCUCACUCUUUUUAAGCUAUGGGUGAGUCUCAUGGCAUCUCCAUCACUCCCUAAGCUCCUCUCUUUUAGUGUCUUUAGUUCAAAGGCUCGCAGCUAUGAGCGAAAAGAAACCUUAUUUUGUAGCCGUCUUCAUACAAUUGGCAUACACUGGCUACUUCAUGACAUCAAAAGCUGCCUUCGACAAAGGAAUGAGCACAUUCGUCUUCAUCUUCUACAGGCAUAUUGCUGCUUCUCUGCUACUUGCAUCACUUGCUGUCAUUUUCCAGAGAAAGAGUUCUACUCCUCUGACGUUCACAAUAUCCCUGAAAUUGUUCCUGCAUGCAAUAAUUGGGAUUCCUUUGAGCUUAAAUCUGUAUAACACGGGCUUGAAGUAUACUUCGGCUUCAGUUGCUUCAGCAAUUGCAAAUUGCAGUCCAGUGUUCACCUUCUCCAUUGCAGUGCUCUUUCGGAGAGAGAUUUUUAGGACCAAGAGGCUCUCAGGAAUCAGCAAGGUUCUUGGAAUAACACUCUGUUUGAUUGGGGUUUUGAUCGUGGCUCUCUACAAAGGUCCUCACUGGAGCCUCCAUCACCACCUCUUCGGCCACAACCAAAGACACAGAAACCAGGAGCCUGUCCUCCCUGAUAAACGUUGGAUCGAAGGCACCCUCUUAAUGAUCACUUCCGCCAUGGCCACAUCUCUGUGGCUAGUUCUACAGGGAUUUCUGUUGAAGGAGUACCCCCCAAAGCUUCUCUUCACAACAAUUGAGUGCCUCUUUGGCACAUUGCAGUCACUGGUUGUUGCGUUGGUGUUUGAGAGAGAUAGUUCCAAGUGGAAACUGCACUUAGAUAUGGGCUUCCUAGCCAUCUUGUACUGUUGCAUUGCAGGGAUUUAUUGUCACAGGAGUCGCCUUCUACUUACAAACUUGGUGUCUAGAGAAGAAGGGACCCGUUUUCUUGUCCAUCUUCACACCUCUCAGUCUCGUUUUCACUUUGAUCAUUUCAACUUUGGCAGGAGAGGUGGUUCAUUUAGGAAGUAUAUUAGGUGCAAUUCUAAUGGCUGGAGGCCUGUAUGGUGUGCUAUGGGGAAAGAGUAUGGAAAGCUUACCUGGUGAGGUCACAAUUGAAGAUGGAAAAUCAUGCAGGCAAGAGAAGGAAGCAACAUGAAUGUACUCGAACAACCUACUGCUUGUUUCUUUGGGAGCUUGAGAGAGAGCUUCCAAGGGAUUCCUUUUCACCAAAAACAUAGGAACUUGUGAUGAGACAUUAAGAUUGUCCCAGUGGUAUUUGAUGAUGAAAUCCAUUUGGAGAAAAGUAGUAUAUGGAACCAAAAAUAACUGA